AUGACUAGAGUUAAACGUGGGUAUGUAGCUCGAAAACGACGAAAAAAUAUUUUUACGCUUACAUCAGGAUUUCAAGGAGCUCAUUCAAAAUUAUUUCGAACAGCUAAUCAGCAAGGAAUGCGAGCGUUAGCUUCUUCUUAUCGAGAUAGAAAUAGACGAAAAAGAGAUCUUCGUCGUUUAUGGAUCACUCGAAUUAAUGCAGCAGCACGCAAUAAUGGAAUUUCAUAUAAUAAAUUAAUUCAAAACUUAUAUCAAAAUCAAAUACUUUUAAAUCGAAAAAUGCUUGCACAAAUAGCGUUAUUAGACACUAAUUGUUUUUCUACAAUAAUGAAAAAAAUUAAUGAAUAA
Molecule: messenger RNA, 348 nt
Organism: Physcomitrium patens
Lineage: Eukaryota; Viridiplantae; Streptophyta; Bryopsida; Funariales; Funariaceae
Source: the annotation of a RefSeq genome assembly